AUGCUCUGGAAAUACGUAUACAAUGCGCUCCCGUUUGAGACACCAGCUGAUGCGCAGGACAUUCAGAAGGUUCUUGAUUUAAUGGAAGAGAAUUUUAUAGGAGAAAAGAAUACGAUAUACAAGCGCUACAAUUUCCAGAAGAGGCAGCAAGAGGACAACGAGACGAUUGAUCAGUAUGUUACUGCUUUGAGAACUCUUGCUCGCACAUGCUCGUUUGGAACAGAUGCCGAUGAACGUUUGAGAGAUCAGAUCGUGUACGGAGUGAAACUGAAUGUUCUACGGAAGAAACUAUUACAGAAGAUUGGUUUGACACUAGCUGAAUGCCUAGACAUGUGUAGAGCCUACGAGGCCACCACACAGCAGAUGAAAGUGGUGACAGGAGAAGAGUUGGUACAUUCGGUGAGUAUACGGCGAACAAAGCCUGAUUACUCGAGGAAGUUGUCAGACAAGGAACGUAAAAACACAAAACGCUCUCACGGGUCAGAGUCAGAACACCCCGAGCUAGAGUGUCAAUAUCGUGGUUUGAAACAUGAACGAGGUGCAGACAAGUGUCCUGCAUACGGCAAAGAAUGCACGUAUUGCCACAAGAGAAAUCAUUUUGCUCGGAAGUGUAGAUCAAAGCGACAGAGAGACACACGACAGCGAAUACAUGUAGCUACCAACAGAGAUGAAAGCGCAGAAGAUGAUAAAUACUGGUUCUUACGCUGA
Corticium candelabrum is the source of this 708-nucleotide messenger RNA. RefSeq lists its product as uncharacterized. The coding region runs from base 1 to 708 and encodes 235 amino acids. NCBI's taxonomy places the organism in Eukaryota, Metazoa, Porifera, Homoscleromorpha, Homosclerophorida, Plakinidae. The transcript has a single exon. The record is from RefSeq and is a predicted model, not a curated record.